GGAUCUUGAAUUGUGUGGGGCCCAUGAAGCGAAAUGCAGUGUGGCUUCUACGUUGUGUCAGGACUCUUAGAACGUUAGAUCGGAUUCAGAACCUGUAUUCGUACCUACCUAUCUUAAUAACAAGAACGAAGGACGCAGCUCAACUCAAGGAAGCGGCAAGAACCUCUGGGAAGGCCUAGUGUUUCCAUCAGCAUAUUUCAACAACCGCUGAAACUCAUUACUUGUCUCUGACUUAUGGAGCCCACAUCGAAGCAUUGAUAUAUAGCAUUCACGCUAUUUCGGGCAGUCCUCUUCUCUCUUUACAGUUGAAUUCCCACGCGGUGUCUGCAGCCUUCAAGGUGGCGAUGGCGUCGGAUACCAAUCCGCCCGAUGUGGCCGACUUAUCCUCCCCGUCUACACCAGGCCUUACCGAAACGGGCGCUUCACCAGCUUUCGCCCUUUCGUUGCUAUUGGAAUCACAGUACGUCCUUGUGAUUGUCAGUGCAAUGAUCAUCAUCUGGCUAGGCGCCCAUGGCUCGCUCCGCCGACCACCCUCAGCCGCACUGGCCAAGCUCAAGAUCGGGGAGAAAAGACGGAAGGAAGAGAAGUUCGCCGAGAGUCUCGACGCCUCGGAUGCCAUCAGGUUCCCAGUCAUGCUGGCUGUCGUCCUGGUCGGCCUUUAUUAUCUGAUCCAAUGGCUCGAGGACCCAGCCAUCUUGAACAAAAUCCUCCGGACCUACAUGGGUGUCAUGUCCAUCACCGGUCUGGGCGAGCUUACCGGGGACGCCUUGGAUAUUUUGGCAAGUUUGAUCUUUCCGGCCGUGUGGGUCGACGGCAAAGGCCAGGUCUACCACAUUGACCGGGAUCGCCGUUGCCAGUAUGUCAUCAAUCGGGAGACUGGCGAAGAAAUUGUCGUCAAGGGUAGGGAAACCCCGUUGCCUGGCCGUCUAGCCAGCCUGGCGCCAUCAGACCGGUCAAGGCGCCGGCUCUGGAAUCUGCGCCACCUGCUUAAGGAGCAAUGGUCCUUCGUGCUCAUGAUGCGUGGCGUGUUCUCCGAAACGUUCAACCUCCGGGCCAGCGAUAUCCUGGGCUUCGCCUUCGCGGGGGCGGCCGCAGUGGCUUACCACCGGACUGGGUGGGAUGCGCUGUCCAACCUCCUCAGCAUUGCCAUGUGCUACGUCUCCUUCAUGAUGAUCUCUCCGACGUCGUUCAGCAUCGGCACCAUGAUCCUAGCCAGCCUCUUCGUCUACGACAUAGUCAUGGUUUUUUACACCCCCUACAUGAUAACCGUUGCGAAGAACAUCGAUGCGCCUAUCAAGCUCGUCUUCACCGGACCCAAAGGCGUCAGCAUGCUCGGCCUCGGCGACAUCGUGGUGCCCGGUAUGCUAAUGGCCCUCGCGCUGCGCUUCGACCUGUUCCAGCACUACCAAAAGCAAGUCAAGCUGGAACCGGUUCAACUCACGACCGAAAUGACGUCGGAAAGCGCGCCCGGCGUCACCAACACCACCACCACAACCACGACCCAUUAUCGGCGCGUCAAAGCCCCCUAUGUCGAUACCCGCGGUCAGUGGGGGAACCGCUUCUGGGCCACACCGCUAGGCCGCCUGUGGCCCGUCCCUGAAGCAAGCGAGACUAUUGCCGCGACCGCCUUCCCCAAGCCGUACUUCUACGCUUCCCUCGCCGGCUACGCCGCAGGCAUGCUUGUCACGCUCAUCGUCAUGUUGGUGACCCGCCACGGGCAGCCGGCGCUGCUGUACCUGGUACCCGGCGUGACUGGGUCGCUGUGGCUGACGGGGUGGUGGAGGGGUGAGCUGAAGGAUAUGUGGGGAUAUACCGAGGACGGGAGCUUAGACACGGAGGAUGUCAUUGUUGAGGUUGAUGGUGAGGGGAAGGUUGUUCAGCAGCGAGUCGAGGGCGGUUCGGCCGAGGACAAGAAAGAUAGCGGGGAGGGUGAAUCUGAGACCAAACCCCGAGGGGAGAACGGGGGUGGCCAGGAAAAUGGGGUGGAUAAGGAGGCGUCACAGUCGUCUUCCGAGUCCCUCUUUGUUUUCUCUGUCAGCAUUCCCCGUCACCCGAGACCGGCGGCUUAGGCAUUGCCUAUGCUGGCGUCUGGGAUGAGUUGUGUCAGCUUUCGGUUCGGGAAAGGUAUGGUCAUAGCGGGCAUCACUGGUUUGUUUUGCAUGCUGUAUCGAGAUGUUAUAGAGCGUCGGAACUUCUAUUGCUUCCGCGUCACGAGUGUAUUGUCUACCCGGCUAUGUGAAUUUCGUCUUGAGCAGAACUUUUGCGACUCGCAUCUUCAAGGUAUGCUCAGCCUUCCAGAAGCGAGGUCAGACGCAGGUUUGUCGAAGUGGGGUCCGGUCCGGCCCGGCCUGUUAGGGCUGGACCCGGGAUCUUCGCCGGACGGGGCCGACGAUUAGAUUUGGUGCCGGGCGACAAAAGGAGGUUCGUUCCCUCUCACUGGCGGGGGAAUGGCCGGGGUGAUGAGUAUUCAU
Messenger RNA from Chaetomium strumarium, 2471 nucleotides. RefSeq names its product signal peptide peptidase-domain-containing protein. The record is from RefSeq and is a predicted model, not a curated record. The transcript has 2 exons. Gene Ontology annotation, cellular component: cytoplasmic side of endoplasmic reticulum membrane; membrane; lumenal side of endoplasmic reticulum membrane. NCBI's taxonomy places the organism in Eukaryota, Fungi, Ascomycota, Sordariomycetes, Sordariales, Chaetomiaceae. The coding region runs from base 345 to 2069 and encodes 574 amino acids. Gene Ontology annotation, molecular function: aspartic endopeptidase activity, intramembrane cleaving. Gene Ontology annotation, biological process: membrane protein proteolysis.